Molecule: messenger RNA, 3863 nt
Organism: Lineus longissimus
Lineage: Eukaryota; Metazoa; Nemertea; Pilidiophora; Heteronemertea; Lineidae
Product: deleted in malignant brain tumors 1 protein-like
Exons: 11
Coding region: 230-2275 (681 amino acids)
Biological process (GO): peptidyl-lysine oxidation
Cellular component (GO): membrane
Molecular function (GO): protein-lysine 6-oxidase activity
Source: RefSeq, a predicted model, not a curated record
ACAGGUACAAGGCGUUGGCUGAUUCGUCAUUCGGAAUUCGGAGAUAGCCUAUGCGUGAUAUAUGCUGUGGUAAACUAUUUCUAAUUGAUACUUACAUAUGAUGUGUAUUUUGAUAUUGAUUGGCAUGGUUUAGCGUCACAUGUCAGUGGCAUAGCAUGCAUUGAAGAUAGAAGUGACAGUUGUGCUAAAUAUUUCGUCAAGUUAAAGAACAUAUCACUAAUCCGUCCAAAUGAGCAUCUCCACCCCACCUGCUAAGAUGGGAUUAAUGAUAUCGUUGCACCUCUUCCUUUUUCUGCUGGCGUUUUCUCACGUGAAAGCUCAGACACUAGGUGACGUGAAAUUCAGUGGAACUGGCUCAUCUAUAAGCACAGGGCGCGUUGAGCUAUACUGGGAUAACACAUGGAAUACAAUAUGUAUAGCCGUCACGGACCAGCACGUUGGCGACGUCAUCUGUAAGCAACUCGGAUUCAGUCCUGCGUCGUCAGAUUAUCUGAAGCAGAACAACGCUUUCCUGCCAGUUCCGGGCGCAAGCAUUCGCCAGAAAAAUGUGAAGUGCGAUGGCAGCGAGGCCUCGAUAACGACGUGUGCUGUUGUGAAUGCUGAUGCGUCCCUGUGCCCCAGUGACCACAGUAGCGACAUGCUGUUGCUGUGUAAGGGAAGUAAACCAGGUGUUAUUACCACCACUAAGAAGCCAGAUAUGGCAACACUGCCACCGGUCACAUGCGACACUGCAAAUACUGUUAUCAAACUAGAGGGCGGCACAUCAACUGAGGGUCGAGUCAUGAUAAAAUACAAUACACAAUGGGGCGCCAUCUGUGAUGACGGCUGGGGCCUAAACGAUGCCAAAGUUGUUUGCAACAUGCUGUGUCAGACAUCUUCCCAAGCGAUGGCCCUCAUUGGCCAGUACACAUCUGGCGUUAACAGGAUCUGGCUCACGAACCUUCAGUGUAACGGCUCAGAGAAAAGCAUCACAGAUUGCCCUCAUCCUGGCUGGGGUAACCAUAAUUGUAAAAUGACCGAAGCUGCAGCUGUUCGGUGCUCAGCACCUACUGAAGCACCACCCGAGUAUCCACAGCCAACGAUAAAGUGUUCCAUCAGCAGCAUGGUUGCCAGUUUCAGUAUCAAGAACUUUCCGACCGUGAAGCCGGUGAAUAUCCGCCUGCUGAGUCCCAUGGCCGGCUGUGGCUUCACAUCGAAAUGGCAUGACGCAACCGAAACCUCCAUCGAUGUUACUGUUCCUCUCAACAACUGCGGGACAGUCAUGAAGACGAACGAUACGGAUGUGGUCUAUAGCAACACCUUGGUACAGGAGGUCCCGGAUGUAGGUCAAGUAGUCUCACGCAUCCAGGAGUAUCGGGUUCCGAUUGGAUGCGUGACCCCAAGAACAGUAACUGUCCCGCCAAAACCAAUCGAACCGUUUGUAAUCGAGGUCCCACCGGUAUUUGGAGGGCUUACGCUAAAAUUCAACUUGACAUUUGACAAGAACGGCAAAUCUCUAGUAAAUGGCCAAGUGGCCUUGGGAGACGACUUCAACGUGCAGCUUGACUUGGAGACAGAUGAUAAAAACCUGAAGAUGGUUGUUACUGGUUGUUACGCCCAGGCAGGGCAGACGGCGGCUGUGCAUCAGCUCAUUACGAAUAAAUGCCCAAAAGAUAACACUGUCGUUUUCCAACCAAUCAAUGCAACAAGCUUCUCAUUUAACAUGAAGGCUUUCCAGUUUUUAAACUACCCAAAUGAACAGAUCUACUACCACUGCACAGCACACGUGUGUGCCGCUGAUUCCAAGACAAGCCAAUGCGAUCAGACAUGUGGAGCGCGUAGGCGUAAACGUGACGUCACUUCCCGCACGGCGCAGCCAAGUACGUCACGUGUUGUUGUAUCGGAGGGUUUGACUGUAACGAGGCCGGGAGGUGAUGACUGGCUAAUAGUAACACAAGGCGAAAUCAUUCGUUAUGUGAAAAAGUCUCAGCAACAGACCAGCACCGUCCCUCAGCGGAAUCCGAACACUAGUGCUGUAACAGAACAGACAAACGACUUCGCUUCAGAGACCUCGAAACCGUCCACUCCCGUCCCUAAUCCACUGGAAGCAUCAGCUGACGUUCAGGAGACUACAACUAACGGCAAAUCUGGCUCAGCCGGGAUGAUUAAAGACAAUGUGAUCGCAGUUAAAGUGCCUGGGAGCGAAGCUAAUAAUGCAGCCUCGAUCUCCAUCCUCUCUUUGUUUUCAUUGGUUGCUUCUGUUGUUGCCAUAGCAAUGACAUAUGUUAUAAGAUAACAAUAAAAAAAAUAUGUUAGCUAUGGUCUCAUUAGGGAUUUUUUAUAUUCAUGCGCGGCCAACCCCUUGAUCAACCGUAUUUCCUAAUAAAUCAUUGAUUUCUUGGUCAUUAGGGUAUGCCAGUGUUGAUUUAGCAGUUGUUUUGGCAAAAACAUGUUAUUUGGGGUUUCUGAAACCUAGAGCGCUGCUCAAAAGGCUGCUUACAAGAAACACUGCAUUUUACUGCUGUUGCCGAAGUAUGUGUACACUGAACUUCGGAUGUGCGUCGGGCCUGUUUUGAUAUGUCGUCCAAUGCCAGUUUGUGCGUUUUUUGCUGAUUUGUGAAAAAAUUCAAAUCAUCUCAAACAUUCAAUGGUUGACCCUCGACUUUUUUAAUUUUUGUGUAGGGUAAUUAAACAACUGUCUUUCACGGGAAAAUUUAUCCAGGAAGAAAUGUACAAUUUUUGCUUUUUUCCGUGACACUACGGCCCAAUUGGCAAUAUUAUCAUUUGGGAUGAUGAGGAGAGCUAGGAGCCAAUGUGGCGCUUAUGAUUUAUUUAAAGAAAUAAAACACUGGAUUUAACAUCCUGCAGAAAAUGACGAAUCAGGCGUUUCCAGUGAUAUACGACAGAAACGGGUUGUCCUCAUGCAAUCGCAUUGGAAACGCAUUUCAAAAUAGAUGUUACGUCCUGUUAACGGGGUACGUACAUUCGGGAAAAACUCCCUAAGGAGACAUAUCUACUGUUUAAUCUUAUAUAGUUUCUAUGCGUAGUAAAUGAGAAGAAAGGCAGUUCCAUUUGUAGAAGUAGGGAGGGGAAUACCUUUUUGAGUCCGAUUCUGACUGAUUUUCGUAACUGCUCCGGUGACGUCUUCGACAUACAUGGCAUACAUAAUGAAAUAACACUUUUCAAAUCGACGAUCCAAAACUUUAUCCAUCGAUUUGCAGUCGUAUGAAGAGGUCAUUGGAUUCCAAGUGUUCAAGAACGAUGCGUGUUUUAUUGACCACCCGAUAUAAAUGAAUACAAUUAUGCUCUGACAAUGUAGGUGGUGCUGAUUCAUACAUAUGUUUGACCUCUGGCUGAUGUUCUUCAAACGCAAUUCCGUUUUAUUGAUAAACUAAUACAAAUAAUUUUUCUGUCGCAUAUGUUGACGAUUUGCAUUUUUCCAAAGCGCCAAACAUAUCUCCAAGGAUAAGUUAGUGGUAGGCCGUAUUGAUAUCCAUGCAUGGUAGACUGCUGGGCUAUCUCCGUUUUCAGAGAAUUUGUUCAGCACUAUGUGGACGUCGAAUAGUUCCUUUUUCAAAAAUGUGUUACUCCUUUGAAAACAAUUUCAGAUUUAAACCCACUAUUUUGUAAUAUACAUGUAUGUUCCUUAUCAUUACAUCUGUUUUUCUGUUUCCUCAACUCGUUUAACAAAAGCAGGCGUAUUGAAUGUUGGUUUUGUUUGUACACAACCUCUCACCAAUAUUUAUAAUAUAUUUUUCGUUCAGAGCUGAAUUCUCUGAAAACUGAGGUGGUGUCGACGGUACAAAUUGUGAUCACUUGAUAUGUGUAUUUAUUACUGUACAUAGGUCGUUGUGUUUUAGUAAUAAACCGUAUAUUGACAAGUU